AUGAUAGUCACAUCCGAUAUGUCUGCGAAAGAAUUUAUUAACGAUUUUAAAGAAAAUUAUGGGAAAGUCAGAAAAUUAUUGGAUGAAGACAGUAAGAAUGAUCCUGAACAUGAGCCGUACUCUUCGAAAUAUAAGGCAAGGGAUAUAUUGAACAACAUGCGCAAUGCAUUGUCAAGGGUAUCUAAUACUGAAAUGAGUUUAGAUCAAUUGAAAUUGGAUGCUAUGCUCGGUGUUGUUUUAUUAAAUAUAGGAAUUAUCGACAUGGAAACAGAGGAACUUACUGCAAGUGAGCAAGUACUGAGGGAAGCUGAAGACCUUCUUACCCCAAAUUCAUCUAAACCCGAAAUUGUAACCACCCUAAUUAACAUUGAAAACAACCUUGGUAUAUUGUGGUCGAAUCGAGAUGAACCUGCUAAAGCAAAAUUAUUUCUGCUUAAAGCCAAAUCAUUGUAUGAAGAUUUUAAAUGCACUUUACAAAUGCCAUUAUCCAUUGAAAACAUCAUUAGUAGUACUGGCGAAACAGUAACAGGAGAUUUCAUGUUCCUAGAAAAAGCUCAUACCUUAUCUUUGUAUUACUUAGCUCAAGUAUAUGGUUCUUUGAAGGAAAAUUUAAAAUCUGCUGUAUAUUGUCAUGUCACAUUAAGGAGGCAACUCCAAUACUCUGACUAUGAGCCAAUAGAGUGGUCACUUAAUUCUGCAACAUUAUCUCAAUUCUUUGCUGAGCAGAAUGGUUUUUUCCAGUCUAGACAUCAUCUUGCAGCAGCAUCAACUAUAUUAGAACAAUAUGAAGCAACAUUACUACAAUCAGAGAGCAAUGAUGAUGUAUUUUUGGCUAAAAAAGAAACUUUCAAACAUAGAUCUGCUGAUGUUGCAAGAUGCUGGGCUAAAUACUGUCUUUUGCUUAUGACGGCUUCUAAAGCGAGACUUAUGAGUGAUACAGAACAAAUGAGUGAUGCAAUAACAGAUAUGUCUAAUUUAGAAUUGGAAGACGAUGAAAACAUUUGUGGUGGGGACAUAAAAAAAUUAGUUUUUCCUGACUUAGAUGUCACUAAAUAUGAAAACAAAAUUGGUGAUAAGUUUCUUUUAACAUAUCAAGACUCUAGAGAAGUUUUCUUAAGUUGCCAAAGUUGGUUAAAUAAAGCUAAAGAAUAUUAUAAGCUGGAUUCCUUAGCAUCUGACUAUAUUGAGCUCAUACAAGACAGUUCCCAGUCAUAUUCAUACCUUGCUUUCUUUGAAGAAGAUGAUGAACGAAGGGCAAAAAUGCACAAAAGACGAAUUGAUAUGCUCGAGGAUUUAAUAAAAGAAAUUAAUCCAACCUAUUAUCUACAGUAUUGCAGACAGCUGUGGUAUGAAUUAGGGGAAGUGUACUCAGAAAUUUUGAACAUAAAAUUAGACAAACUUAACAAGUCUAAUGAAAAGCCCACACCUCAUAUAUUGAAAAAAAUUAAUAUGUUAUGUGAAAAAAGUAUUGAAAACUAUGACCAUUUCCUAGAUUCUGUUAAAGACAAAAAUGGACAAAUGCCUUUGAAAUUGGAAUUUGAUGUGAUAAGGCCAGUUAUUAGUGCAUAUGCUUUUAUUGGACGGAACAGUAUGAAAAGGAUUGCAGUAGACAAAAAUGUUCAACUAAGUCACGUUAAAAAAAGCUACGACUCCUAUCAAGGUGUAGUGGAUAUUUGUAAAAAUGACAAAGAAGCUGCAACAAUGAUGAAAGAGGAAUACAGCCUGUGUCAAGAGAUGGUGAAUAUUCUGCCCAUAAAAAUUAAAAAGAUGGAAACUGAACUCUCUGCUCAGAAUUUG
Messenger RNA from Brenthis ino (lesser marbled fritillary), 1797 nucleotides. Lineage: Eukaryota; Metazoa; Arthropoda; Insecta; Lepidoptera; Nymphalidae. The record is from the annotation of a GenBank genome assembly.